CUAGGUAUGGCCCCAGUUAGCGCAGGAGGGGUGACUACAGGAAGUCGUCCAGGGGGCCGCAUCCUAACAGGUUCUCGACCUCUUCGAGAUCCGCCCUCUAUUCCCUCUAAAUAUCAAACCUACGUCAUCGUUAACAACGAGAAGAAAGGCUUUAACUCCCGAUCUUGUCGAUUCAGUGACUAUGAUUACAUCACAGAAAACCCAGGCCCAGGAUCAUAUACGAAUCAGCAGCAAAUGUUGAGUAAUCAAGAUGGUAAAACGAGCUGGUCAAAGAAAGGACUGGGAUCUUUUGCUUCGUCAACCAAGCGGUUUCAGGGCAGGAGAUCGGAGAUAGGAGUUGGGCCUGGUUCUUACGAUCACAUAUCACCCAAAACAGAUUUUAACAGAGCAGUUACAAGUGCCUUCCACAAACCGAUUUGUGUGGAAAAGAGGCAGGAAUUCACGGGACCACCACCAAAUCAGUACAACCCAGUCGUACCAAUCCGUACCGCUCCGUCAGCGUUUGCAAGUUUCAAAUCCCGCACUAAACGAGAUGCCCUAACAACGACUCUAAAGUCAGACUUCCCCGCUCCGGGCAGUUACGAGGUAAAGGACAACGUCAUCAAGAGUAGCGUCAACCCUAUGUCUUCAGUCUUCAAGUCCAAAGUAAAGCGAGAUUUGAAGGAGCUACACCUAGACUCUGAGGUACCCGGUCCUGGUGCAUACGACCCGUACAUCGCAGAAGAUUCAGAUGCUACUCCAUUCUACCGACUACACUAUCUCGCCAUCUCCGCCCCUGCUAUGCCACUACCCAAAGCAAAACCUCAGCCAGGACCUGGAGCUUACGACAUAGUGAACUACACCGGUCCCAAGAAGUCUGACGUGGCUAGUGCUAACUUUCUGUCAACCCUCCCCCGAGGAACGGCCUUGGAGCCCUACAAGCACAUUUCACCUGGUCCAGCUGCUUACAAACCAAACAGGAGGAACAAGCAUUCGUUUAUCUAUAACUUCAAGGGACGCUGGAUUUAACCGUGUAACAAUCAACAUCAUGUCCAUAAUUCAGGGAUGUGAACACUAAACAUGUUUCGUCAGCAGAAUUUAGAAAAGGGACAACACACUGCAUGUUUUUAUACGAGAAGUUUGUUAAUGUGGUAAAUUAAAAAUCAGACUAAAACACUUUGAAAAUUUGCAAGAUAUUUUAGGAAAUCGGUUGCUGUGGAUUUGCGCGACAUUUUCGAACAAUUUUAUGUAUUUGGCGCAUUAAUUACCAAAACUUGGCCAUUAUUGAGUCUUGCUCAUGAGAGAAUUACGCAUUUGAGAUGUACGAUUUUUAUCAAAAUUCGUAAAACCUUCUGUCAAUCA
Bolinopsis microptera is the source of this 1341-nucleotide messenger RNA. Its product is annotated as O(6)-methylguanine-induced apoptosis 2-like. Lineage: Eukaryota; Metazoa; Ctenophora; Tentaculata; Lobata; Bolinopsidae. The coding region runs from base 7 to 1008 and encodes 333 amino acids. Gene Ontology annotation, cellular component: female pronucleus; germinal vesicle; male pronucleus. The transcript has a single exon. Gene Ontology annotation, molecular function: chromatin binding; histone binding. Gene Ontology annotation, biological process: epigenetic programing of male pronucleus. The record is from RefSeq and is a predicted model, not a curated record.